This is a messenger RNA of Brassica oleracea var. oleracea, 1087 nucleotides long. RefSeq names its product WAT1-related protein At5g40230-like. The coding region runs from base 47 to 1087 and encodes 346 amino acids. Gene Ontology annotation, molecular function: transmembrane transporter activity. The transcript has 8 exons. Gene Ontology annotation, cellular component: plasma membrane. The record is from RefSeq and is a predicted model, not a curated record. Lineage: Eukaryota; Viridiplantae; Streptophyta; Magnoliopsida; Brassicales; Brassicaceae.
CGCUUUGACUUCUGAGAUUUUUUACAAAGUCUGAACAUCAGAUCUUAUGGCAAGAGGAGUAGAAGAAGAGGUGGCAUGGAAAUACUUUUGCAGAGAUGUUGUGCCAUUCACUGCAAUGGUGGCUGUGGAGUGUGUCACGGUUGGAUCUAACACACUGUUCAAGGCUGCGACCAUGAGAGGAUUGAGCUUCUAUGUCUUUGUCUUCUACAAUUAUGUCGUUGCUACACUUGUCCUUCUUCCACUUUCCCUCCUCUUUAGAAGGUCAAGAAGAUUACCUUCAGCCAAAUCUUCUGUCUUCUUCAAGAUUUUCUUACUUGCACUUGUCGGGUUCAUGUCGGGGAUAGCUGGCUGCAAAGGAAUAGAAUAUAGUUCCCCGACGCUUGCUUCUGCCAUCAGUAACAUUACGCCAGCUUUUACCUUUACUCUCGCUAUCAUCUUCAGGAUGGAACAAGUCGUGUUAAGAAGCUCUGCGACUCAGGCUAAAAUCAUUGGCACGAUAGUAUCUAUGUCUGGUGCUCUGGUUGUUGUUCUUUAUACAGGCCCCAAAAUUCUAGCGUCAUCAACAACCGUCUCGCAUGACCAGCAUUUGACUAUAUCUGAGUCAAGUUGGAUCAUUGGAGGUCUAUUAAUCGCUGCACAAUAUUUGCUUGUUUCAAUCUGGUUGAUUCUUCAGACUCGGAUCAUGGAGGUAUACCCUGAAGAAAUAACUGUAGUCUUCUUAUACAAUUUAUGCGCAACAUUAAUCUCAGCACUUGUGUGUCUAUUUUCUACAAAAGACUUGAGUUCUUUUCUGCUUAAACCGGGUCUCUCCCACGCUUCAGUCAUGUUCUCGGGAGGCUUAAUUUCAUCGUUGGGGUCUGUUAUACACACUUGGGGUCUUCAUCUGAAAGUCGCUAUGGGUUCUAUCUUUCUCGGUGAUGCACUUUACUUAGGGAGAGUUACAUGGUUUCUAUAUGCCAAGUCACACUUUGCAUCCAUACUUCAUAUGCAGUGUCGUUGGAUCAGUGAUUUGAGCUUAGGCUUCUACACUGUGAUUUGGGGUAAAUCAAGAGAGGAUUUAACCAGAACGGUUGCUGGUUCGGAGUAG